AUGAAUAUUUUUCCUAAUGUAUUUGAAGAAAUAGAUAAAAUAGAGGCACGAGAUGAAGAUAAUGUGCCAUAUCCUCGGUUUGGAUGUCUUUUAGAUACUGAUUCUAUUGUUUUUUUGCAGAAUAAUUCUUUUGAGCAGCAGUUAUUACAACUUAUAUCAUUACUGUCUAUUCCUCGAUCAAAGUUAUUAAAAAAAGAUAUUUCUGAGCAAUCUUUUAAGGAUUAUUCUAAUAUUCUUGUUGAAGUGUCAGUAUAUUUUCUGUAUUGGGUUGAAACUGCUGUGUUUAUAUUUAGAGCCUUGGAUUUUGAUGAUGAUAUUGAAUGGGCUUAUCAUGCAAAAGAUCUAUUUAAUGAAGUAGAGAAAGAGGUUAUAAAUGCGUCUUCUAUUUUUAGUAAUUUUAUUGAAAAAGCUUCUGAUUCUAUUUUUCAAGAAUCUUCUGAUUCUAAUUCUAUAAAUUUAAAAUCUCAGGAAAUAUCUCAAGGCUGGACGUUUGUUAAAAAAUUUCUUGGAUUUAUAAAAUACCAAAUAGAGAUUUCAAAAGAAUGGGUAGAUUGUAUUGAGAUAUUGAAUCAAAUAAAUCAAGAACUUAAGAAAUGUGAUGUACUUGUUUUUGAAAUUAAAGAACGAACUCUUGAUAUUCCUUCUAUUUCCCAUCAAUUUAUGGAAUUUAUAUCUUUGGAAUCAUUUGUUAAAGAUGUUUUUGAUGAUGAAAAAAUAGGGACAUUGGAGGAAAUAAAUUCAACUGACAUUUUGAAUAAAUGGAAUAGGAAUUGUCAAAAUUUUAUAUUUCAAGUUUACGAGAAAAUAAAACCACUUGAAACAUCUCUUAUUUUUUUUAAGCUCCGAAUUGAGUAUUUUAAGGAGAAAGCUCUGGAAUUGUUUCCUACUGCUAUUCAUGAUAUAGAACAAAGAAGACAUAGUUUGGAAAUUAAAUGUAAAAAAUUACAAGACAAUUUUUCUUCUGUAAAAAGAAAAUUUCAAGAAGAUAAAUGGAUACUUGUUUUUUCAUAUGUUAAUAAACAGGCAACAGAUAUUAUGGACUCAUUAGAAUUAGAAAUACAGAAAUUUAAUACUUCUUCGCCUAUAACUAAAAAAGUUACUGAGUCGUAUAAGACAUAUAAAGUGAAAAGAGACAGUUACGCUAUAAUACGGAUUAUUACCCUUAUAGAAUGGGGAGUAUGGAAUAAACUAACGAAUAGUAGCCAAGUUAUUGAAGGUUAUAAUACUUUAUAUGAAAGAUGGAAAAAUUUAAAUAAAAAUAUUAUAAAAAUUGACAAUAUAGUUUUAGAAAAUGAUACCUCUUCUAAAGAUUCAGAAAAAAAUACUGAGUCUGUUGUUAAUGAUUCAGAAUCAGUGAUAUCUAAAUCAGUUAAGUCGUGUACAAUUCCAAAAACUCCACAAUUUCCGAUAAAAUAUUGUUCUCUGAUUCCAGUAUCUAAAAAUAAGCGUCGGCCUUUAUUAUAUGAUAUGCUUAAAGUUAAAUCUAAAAUUCAAUCUACACCCAGAAAUUUACAUUAUCCUAGCUAUGUUUAUAGCACAUGUUUUACGAAUCAUUCUGACAAUAUUAAUUUAUCUAAAAAAUCUAGCAUAUCUUCAUUUACUGAAGAUACACCUAUACAGCUUUCUAAGCUCAAGAUAUUUCCUGCUAUAAUGGAACAAACUAGAAUGAGCAAUAAAGUUACUUCUCAUUUAAGUUUAAAAUUAACACCUACAAAAAACACACCUAGUUCAAAAAAUAAUCCUAAUUCAAAAAAUAGUCCUAAUUUAAAAAAUAGUCCUAAUUCAAAAAAUAGUCCUAGUUCAAAAUCCAAAAUAUUGAUUUCUGGAUUGGGCGUUUCUCGUGCUUCUCCUUUACAACAUACGGUUUCUACUGAACAAAUAUCAUCUCGAAAUUCCAAUAUAAAACUAACGAAGUAUAAAGAAAAUAAUUCUUCGUUUUCUAAUAUACCACGCCCAUCAUUUCAAAAGAUAUCAUGUUUUUCUGUUUUAGGGAAUCAGAAUUCUUCUAUAAAAAUGGUAUCCACACAAAAAAAUAUCUUUGCCUAA
Pneumocystis jirovecii RU7 is the source of this 2046-nucleotide messenger RNA. RefSeq lists its product as uncharacterized. NCBI's taxonomy places the organism in Eukaryota, Fungi, Ascomycota, Pneumocystomycetes, Pneumocystales, Pneumocystaceae. The transcript is spliced from 3 exons. Gene Ontology annotation, cellular component: mating projection tip; cell cortex; spindle pole body. Gene Ontology annotation, biological process: nuclear migration along microtubule; mitotic spindle orientation checkpoint signaling; establishment of spindle localization. The coding region runs from base 1 to 2046 and encodes 681 amino acids. The record is from RefSeq and is a predicted model, not a curated record.